Molecule: messenger RNA, 1309 nt
Organism: Rhagoletis pomonella (apple maggot)
Lineage: Eukaryota; Metazoa; Arthropoda; Insecta; Diptera; Tephritidae
Product: protein AAR2 homolog
Exons: 1
Coding region: 101-1228 (375 amino acids)
Biological process (GO): spliceosomal tri-snRNP complex assembly
Source: RefSeq, a predicted model, not a curated record
UGCAUCCCUACGCACAGCUGAUUGUGUUUGGCAAAACAAUUUAGGCAUUUGUAAAUAUACAUACUUGGAAUGUAAUAAAUUUUUUUCUUAAAAAAUUACCAUGAAUAUUGAUGCAUCACCUAUGGAAAUGGAGCCUGGCCUUGCUAAGCAACUGUUCACAACAGGCGCUGUACUAGUGAUAACGGGCGCUCCAGUGGGCACAGAAUUCGGCAUCGAUCUUUGCAACUAUAAAAUUGGUGAGAAAUUUCGGGGCGUAAAAAUGAUACCACCUGGUCCACAUUACAUUUGGUGCGCUUCAUGUGGUCCUUAUGGCGAUGUGGCGCCUCGUGUUGGAUUCGUACAUUUUUUCAAAAGUGAAGAAGUUGUAGUUCGAGAGUGGAACCAUCGCGAUGAAGAAAUGCAGGAAAGCCAGUGUGAUGAUCGUGAGCUAGAAAAGAAGCGCAUACGUGACAACCUUAAGGAGUUUGAUAGUUUUCUUGCACCAUACGACUACCGUUUUUACAAUAAGUGGAAGCUUUUAACAGAUAAGGUGACAGAAGCCACAGUAGAUCGCUGCAGACCUAUUUUGGGUUCAAUACGCACAAAUGUAGAGUUACAAUCAUGCCCAGAUGAAGAUCGACCACGCGGUACACUACAUAGUAAUAGCUUACAACAACAAUACGGGAAAACUGUUGUGAAUGAAAGUGAUUUGCUGCCAAAUUUGAAACCGGUUGAAGGUACUGCACCGCGCUUCACAGAAUUGCCUGAACGUAUUCCGCAUAAUGCUACGCCAGCUGAGGUAUCUCAAAACAGCAUGGAUUGUGUAGACGCAAUCACCAAAUUAGUUGGAAAGUUUCACAGUUCGGAAGCGUUGAUCGAUGAAGAACAAUUGGCUUUUGUAUUUUAUCUGGUUGGCUGCUCAGUAGAGUCCUUGGCACAUUGGCGGAAGAUUUUACACUUACUAGCGCACUCGGAAAGGGCUGUACAAGACUUUAAAAUUCUGUACAUGAAGUACUGCGAAGCAUUGAUGCAACAAUUGCCGCAUUUGCCUGAAGAACUUAUGGAAGCAGGUGAAUAUAACACAGUAUAUAAAGAUAUAAGAUCGCUGCUCGUUAACUUAAAUAUGGCUGGUCUUGGAGUGAAUGCCGAUAAACUUAUGAGAAAGUUGGAAAAAACUUUGCAGUGGGAUUUCGAAGGAUUGCUUGAUGAAGAUCCGGAGGACAUGCCUGUUAUAGUCGAGAUCACGUAGACUUGUAAUUUGAAUGAAUAAAUAUAAUCAAAAUUACCACAUUUAUUUAAAAAAGAAAUUAUUCAAACAUUACUAAUACAG